AUGCUGUCGCAUGUGGCUGCAUCAAACUGGAGAACGGCGACUUUGCGCACGCAGACUCACCGAAUGUUGGCUGCAAAACGGGGCAGCAGUGGCCGGGAUGAAGCGUCCCAGCGCGAUGGAGGCACAAUGACAUGGCAUGUCAGUUCUGCUGGACGUGUCCGUUCUACCCGUGAUUCCAUCAGCUUUGGCACUUUGCAGCGUUCAGGAUACAGAGCCGUAUGGAUCAGCGGCCACAACUUUCUCGUCCAUCGUCUCGUAGCCGUUGCAUUUCUUGGCCUGCCGCCUACGGCCGAGCAGUGGCAAGUGAACCAUCUUGAUGGUUGCCGUUCGAACAACCACCUCAGCAACCUACAGUACGUGACCCCACGACAGAACGUGCACCAUUCUUGGGCAGCACGCCACAAUCGCCGGAGCAAAGUAGGAGGGUCUGCCACACCUGUCCUCGGGCGCAUGUGCGGAGCGGAGAAGUGGUCAUCGUUCCCCUCGCAGAGAGAGGCAGCAAAGGCCUUCGAACUUUCUGCAGUCCAAGUCUCUCAGUGUUGCCGACACAUGAUUGCGAGAUGCCGCAGUGGUGGCGAAUGGUCUGAGUUCAAAUACGCGCACGGUCCGACGGCAGAGGCUGGGGAACGAUGGGAAGAUGCCAAGUAUGCAUACAAAUCAACCCUCUCUUCAGUUCCUGGGCUCAUGGUGAGUACCCACGGCCGUGUCUGGUUCACAGACAACAACCGCGUGUCAUUAGGAUCUCUCCGGCGCGAGGGGUACCUAAAAGUGCACCGUGCAGGUCGCCAUCUCUUGGUACACCGGCUGGUGGCAGCAACAUUCAUUGGCCAACCAGAGUCUUUGGGGUUUCUCGUGAAUCACAUAGACGGCAACCCGACAAAUAAUUGCUUGAGCAAUCUGGAGUAUGCUACACCAUCGCAAAACAUGCAGCAUGCGCAUUCUCUCAGGCAAAGGACAAAGGCGCAGCGAGGAAGGGCUGUGCAGGCACGUCACGACAGAGAUGAGCAGUCCUGGCAAGUCUUCCCAACAAUCCAGGCUGCAGCUUUGCAUACCGGUGUCAGUAACAGCAAUAUAUCGAAAAUUUGCAGAGGGCAGGAGGCUCCUCCUUCGGACUGGGAGUUCAGGUUUCACGUGGAAGAGAGCCUGCAGGAUGAAGAGUGGCGGCCGGUGGUUUUGGAAGGAGCUCGACUGUUGGAUAAGCCGAGCAGCCCCAGCCUGGCGCAUCAUUUUCCGCUCCGGUUGUCAGCAGCAUUGGCACGGUUCGACCACGUCGAUGAGUCGCAGCUGCGAAGGGUGCUGUUGACCGAUGGUGAUCCGGAGGUCGUCCGCGUCCUGGAGACUUCCCUGCAGCUGAACAAAGGGUCUUUCGAGGAGUCGCUGGUGGCCGUGCAACAAGUGCUCUGGGACCGAAUGGAGCAGUGGCCUCCCCGCCACUCCUUCGAUCUGGUCAUCGGAGCCGAUGUUGUUUAUCUCGAGGACCUUCACUGGGCCUUACUGGAGAUGAUGCUGAGAGUGCUACGACCAGGAGGCCAGUUCCUGCUCUUCGCCUCGCGCCGAAAUGGCUCGCUGGAGAAGUUCCUCUCAACGGCCAAGUCGGUUUUCGGCACCGUGGAGGUUUCGACGGAGUACGAUGCGGACGUAGAGCAGGCCAUUGGGCGAAGUUCCAAGUGCUUCCCGGUAUUCGCGAAGCUGUCCGUGCCCGCGGAGGAGGCCGAAGACACGGAGGCCGUUCAGGAGCUUCGCCGGCAGUUUGCCGAACGUCAUGCAGCCGAGCAGCUGAAGGCCGAACGUUCUGAGCGUCGGCGGGCGAAGGCACAAGCAGCUCACCGUGCAAGGAGCCAAUCCCUGUUGGCAAGACGUGAACGUCGACGGCAGGCUCAGGAAGAGGAGGCAGCGCUGCCUCCGCCUGUGCCGGAGCCCCCGGAAGCGCCUUUGCCGCGGCAGCCGCUUCGUCCGGCAGCUGAGAUCGAAGGACGGUCUGAUUGGGGCCUCUUCGACCGGCAGUGUGUGGACCAUGCAGAGUUCAAGGAGUUCACCUACGACUGCGACGGCCACAAGUUGCGCCUGCGCCGGACGCCCGCCUCGCCUCGGAUCUCUGCUGCGGCAGAAGCGCUGACAUGCUGGGCGCUCCGACACCCGCGAUGCUUUCGCAGGCGCCGAGUCUUGGAAGUGGGCGCUGGCCAGGGCCUCCCUGGCCUCAUCGUUGCUGCCAGCAUGGAAGCCAAGCACGUCGAGCUUAGCGACGGGGACCCGGCGGCGGUCGAGGCUCUUGCCGAUGCUUUGAAGUUGAACGAAGACUCCUUGCAAGCAGACUCCACUGCUGCGUCCCGGCUGUCCUUCGGCGAGGUGCCGACAGGGAGGAAGUUCGACUGGAUCAUUGCCUCGGACAUCCUCGAAACAAAGGAUCAGCACUCUUCUUUGCUUCACAGUCUCCGGAAGCUUCUGAAGCCCAACGGCGGGGUCGUCGUCGUGGGCUCCGGCGCAGCCUUCGAUGCCUUCACUUCGGUGGCCGGCGGUAUCUUUGCUCGUGUGCGUGUGACGAGGGACUACAACGACAGGGUCAACAAGUUCUUGCCUCUCGCCUCGCGACCGAAGUUGGCCGUCUUGCGGCGGCCACCUGCGGCGCGGGCCAAGCGCAAGGCUUCGAAAGCAGGACGCACCUCCGAGCGCCAGGCUGGCGGAAGUGUCGCAAAGUCAGCAAAAGGGGAGGCGGAGCAGGAGGAGGACGAAGGCGACCCGGACCUCGAGGACGAGGACAUGGAGGAUGCAGACGAGGGCCAUCCGACAGAUGAAGGCGAAGAGGCGGAGGAGGACGACGAUGCCGAGGAGGACUGCGUCGCAGAUGCCCAGAAUGAGCUGGCAGCCACCGAUGCAGACAGCGCGGAAGACGAUUGCGAGGAGGUUAUCGCCAUCAUCGACCGAAGCGUCCGCGUCGUGCGCGAGGAUGCAACUGCCAAGGCAGAAGCCCAGAAGAAGGCCGCGGGCGCUCCGUGGCAACCACCAUGUCCUCCAGGACAACUUCGGAGGAGGAUCUUGGCACAGAGAGGAAGGCAGAGCGCUGCUCGGCGCUCGCCGGAUGAGGCCGCCACGCCAAGGACGGAGCCUGGGCUGGGGAGCGGCUCUAGUCGUCCUGGGACGCCGCAACGAACGGCACACGACUCUGAGUGCCGCAGAUGCGGCUAUCCUGGACCUCCAUCCAGCAGUGCGCCAGGAGGCCUCGAGCUUUGUGGCACCGCCCUGCGGCCGCUGAUCCGUCGGGCGCAGUCCAUGCCUCUUCGGCGCGGAUGUCUCACACCUCUGCCGAAUGAGUCCUAA
Symbiodinium sp. CCMP2592 is the source of this 3315-nucleotide messenger RNA. NCBI's taxonomy places the organism in Eukaryota, Dinophyceae, Suessiales, Symbiodiniaceae. The record is from the annotation of a GenBank genome assembly.